Molecule: messenger RNA, 1383 nt
Organism: Folsomia candida
Lineage: Eukaryota; Metazoa; Arthropoda; Collembola; Entomobryomorpha; Isotomidae
Exons: 6
Coding region: 237-1349 (370 amino acids)
Source: RefSeq, a predicted model, not a curated record
CCCAAACGUGCUGAGAUAUUGCGUAAAAAUACCGCACCAAUAUCUCGUCAAUACCCACAUUACAUGAGGCGUUAAAAUCAUGCAAUUUAUACGCAAUGAAUGGUGGGUGCGAAGAGACAGGCAACGCGCGAGAGUUUGAAUCUAAGAGAAGCGUGGUAUUUCCUUUUCUCUCCCACCCUCGCAGUCUCGUAAAUUCCCUGUUAAUUUAAUUCCCUGUUAAUUUAUCUGUUGUCUCAAUGUCGCCAAAAAAAUAUUACAUAAUUGAAUUCCCCCCUGAUAAAUACAAUUCAGUGCCUGUGGAGCUUGUUCUAAGUCACUGGGUUAUCCCCGCAGAGAAAGUUUGUCUCUGGCCACCAAACUCUGGGCCAAGUAUUAGAAAUUUGAUAAAAAAGGGCACUGCUAUUCCUGAUGUCAAGUGGGGAAGAGUUAGCUACGCCAGGAUUAUUGGGAAUUACGAUGAUUAUGAAGUUGCGACAAAAAAACUUCAAGUAGCCGAGGACACUUCCAACUUGGAAAGUGAAACAGAACCAGAAAGCAGAUUAAGGAGCAAGAAGAUAAUUCCCGAUAUUCAGCCCAGCAGCACACGAGGGGAUGUAACGUCUUCAUCCGAUGAGGAGGAUAGCGACGCGAACAAAAACAGUCCUCCGUCUGGCUCACUUCUGGAUAAUUUGGAGCUGGACCAACCAUUGAGCAUUCCUGAAAUAAUUCCCGAAACUGAAGAGCAAAGCAAUCUACAAGUAGGAAAUCAAGGUGAAACUGGAGACACCUCUUUUGUUGUUGUAAAUUCGCAGGAGUUAAAUGAUUUACGGCUGUUGAUUUCAAGGACAACGCAAAGUGUGCUAACUUUGUUGGAAAAGCAGGCUGAAGACAUUAAAGACAUUAAGGCUUUACUGAUUAAUGUGAAACAAAGGCCGGAUGGUAGGAAGGCUCCCAAUUUCAGUGCCAUUCCAAAAUUACCCCUCGACAACGAGGUAGCACUGGCGGAGUUUGAAUCUUGGCUCGAGGUGGAUUCAAAUCGCGAAUUACUGGUUGAAUAUUUGGCAUUUUCAACUGCGACACAGAUCGAGGCGAGCACUAGAAAAAUCUUGAAAAAAUUAUUUACGAAUGAAUUUGGCAGGCGAAUUAAUUUUACGGGUAAAGGAAACAAGACAUCGAUGAAAAACCUAAAACUAUUGGAAGUCGUAAAAGAAACCGUGCGAAACGUCUUUACAGUUGAGUCCGUUCCCGAUCCCAAAAAUCCCAGCGGCCGUAUUCCCACCGAUGAUAUAAUUCAAACUGCAGCAAUGAAUUGGUUUCGUUCUUCAAAAAGUAGGUGCAACGACGACGCUCCCUCGGGAAUUGCAUCAUAAUCAUGGAUCGAGAUGGAAAAUCACCGAGAAACAU